CGAGAAGAGGAAACCCCGAACCGUUUCCCCAGUGAGACCGAUGUGCAUGAUCGUGGUGUCGGGAGAGCAACUGUAGGACCCGAGUGGAGCUCCCUGGAUGCUUCUGCCAGUAUGACAUCAGCAACGGUGGUCAGCCAGGUGGUGGAGGAGAGUAUGAAGUUCAGGAGGGCUUUGGCUGGACCAAUGGAGUGGUCCUGAUGCUCUUGGACUGCUAUGGUGACCGGCUGAGCUCGGGGACCCAGACAGCUUUCCUGGAGCCCCACUGCCUCACAGCUGCCCUUCUGCCCAGCUUCCUGCCACAGUGAUGGGCCUCCCUGCCCCGUCUGCCUCAUUAAACUUCUUUGCCUUAAUAGAAAAACACUGACUUCCUGGAAGACGAGGGAAUUCUGCCCACCAGACUGCCUUUAGACUUCUCUGGGUCUCCAGCCUGCUGACCUAGCUUGCAGAUUUUGGACUUGGAGAGCCUCCACAAUCAUGCCUGAGCCAUCAAUCCAAGAGCACUGCUGCGGCCUCCUCGCGUGCCCCGGCCUCACGCCACACCCAGGACAGAAGCUUGAGCCAUUCUGUUUGAAAUGUUAAAGGAAAAGCCCCACUGCCACCCCACCACGUGACUCAGGGAAGGGCCCAUGCAGGCUGCCCCUGCGGAGACUGAGACAAGAGGAGAACAAGUAGCAGGUGGGGGUCAGGUGUUGGCCUCUGUGAGCUGAGCCCAGGAGCAGCAAGCUGCAGUGCACAGACCUGGCAUCCAGCCCCUCAGGCGGCCACGCCCCAAACGUGGACUUUGGCUGCCCGAGGUAGGUGGGUGAAUGCACCCCAGCGAGUGAGAGGUGACAGAGCUGACUCCAGGACCACGGCCACAGCCACCAUGCAGGCGAAGACUCGGGAGCUGUGUCUCUUGCUUUUGUUGGGACUGGGGUCGCAGGGCGCCCUGCCCCCACCCUGUGACAGCCAGAUUUACUGCCACGGGGAGCUCCUGCACCAAGUGCAGAUGGCCAAGCUCUACCAGGAUGACAAGCAGUUCGUGGACAUGCCACUGUCCUCGGCUCCAGACCAGGUCCUGCAGCGCUUCGGUGAGCUGGCCGCUGCCCACAACCACAGCAUUCCCCAGCAGCAGCUGCAGGCAUUCAUCCAAGAGCACUUCCAGUCCGUGGGGCAGGAACUGCAAUCCUGGACUCCUGAGGACUGGAAGGACAGCCCCCGGUUCCUGCAGAAGAUCUCUGACCCCAAGCUGCGAGCCUGGGGAGAACAGCUCCACCAGCUCUGGAAGAAACUAGGAAAGAAGGUGAAGCCAGAGGUCCUCAGCCACCCGGAGCAGUUCUCGCUGAUCUACUCGGCCCACCCCUUCAUCGUGCCUGGAGGGCGCUUCCUCGAAUUCUACUACUGGGACUCCUACUGGGUGAUGGAGGGGCUGCUGCUCUCUGAGAUGCCCGAGACGGUGAAGGGCAUGCUGCAGAACUUCCUGGACCUGGUGCGGAUCUACGGCCACGUCCCCAACGGGGCCCGCGUGUACUACCUGCAGCGGAGCCAGCCCCCACUCCUGACGCUCAUGAUGGACAGCUACCUGACCCACACCGACGACACCACCUUCCUCCGGGACAACAUCGGGACCCUAGCCUUGGAAUUGGACUUCUGGACGGAGAACAGGACCAUCUCUGUGAGCUUGGGGGGAAAGAGCUACGUCCUGAAUCACUAUGCUGUCCCUUAUGGGGGACCCAGGCCAGAGUCGUACAGCAAAGAUGCCAAGCUGGCAGACACGUUGCCGGAAGGGGACCGGGAGGCUCUGUGGGCUGAGCUCAAGGCUGGGGCCGAGUCUGGCUGGGACUUCUCUUCACGGUGGCUCGUCGGAGGCCCAGACCCCACAUUGCUCAGCAGCAUCCGGACCAGCAAAUCCGUGCCUGUUGACCUCAACGCCUUCCUAUGCCAGGCAGAGGAGCUGAUGAGCAACUUCUACUCCAGACUGGGGAACGACAUCCAAGCCACAAAGUACAGAGAUCUGCGGCAACAGCGCAUGGCUGCCAUGAGAGCCAUCCUGUGGGAUGAAGAGAAAGGUGCCUGGUUUGACUAUGACCUUGAGAAAGGAAAGAAGAAACUAGAGUUUUACCCAUCCAACCUCACUCCUCUCUGGUCCGGCUGUUUCUCUGACCUGGACGCCGUGGACAAGGCCCUGAAAUAUCUGGAGGACAGCCAGAUCUUGACCUACCAGUACGGGAUCCCGACCUCUCUGCAGAACACAGGCCAGCAGUGGGACUUCCCCAAUGCCUGGGCCCCCCUGCAGGACCUGGUCAUCAGAGGUCUGGCCAAGUCUCCUUCACCUCGGGCCCAGGAAGUGGCUUUCCAGCUGGCUCAGAAUUGGAUCCGAACCAACUUUGAGGUCUACUCCCAAAGGUCAGCCAUGUUUGAGAAGUAUGACAUCAGCAACGGUGGUCAGCCAGGUGGUGGAGGAGAGUAUGAAGUUCAGGAGGGCUUUGGCUGGACCAAUGGAGUGGUCCUGAUGCUCUUGGACCGCUAUGGUGACCGGCUGAGCUCGGGGACCCAGACAGCUUUCCUGGAGCCCCACUGCUUCACCGCUGCCCUUCUGCUCAGCCUCCUGCCCAGCUUCCUGCCACAGUGAUGGGCCUCCCUGCCCCGUCUGCCUCAUUAAA
Molecule: messenger RNA, 2642 nt
Organism: Ailuropoda melanoleuca (giant panda)
Lineage: Eukaryota; Metazoa; Chordata; Mammalia; Carnivora; Ursidae
Gene: TREH
Product: trehalase
Exons: 20
Coding region: 866-2611 (581 amino acids)
Biological process (GO): trehalose catabolic process
Molecular function (GO): alpha,alpha-trehalase activity
Source: RefSeq, a predicted model, not a curated record